Exaiptasia diaphana is the source of this 2357-nucleotide messenger RNA. Its product is annotated as ER membrane protein complex subunit 7. Gene Ontology annotation, cellular component: EMC complex. Bases 111 to 800 code for a protein of 229 amino acids. The record is from RefSeq and is a predicted model, not a curated record. The transcript has 4 exons. Gene Ontology annotation, molecular function: carbohydrate binding. Lineage: Eukaryota; Metazoa; Cnidaria; Anthozoa; Actiniaria; Aiptasiidae.
GUUAACGUCGCCAUUUUGUUUCAUGAUUCGACAGAUUUUCGUCGAUAAAAAAAAGCAUAUUUAUAAACUUAUUUUUAUGAGAGUGUUUUCCACACAGACAGAAAACUAAGAUGGAAGGUUUGUUUGAUAACUUGCUGAUAAUAAUAUUGGUUUUGAUUAUACAAAUUGGACUUAUUUCGGCGGAGGAAAAAGUCGAGCGGUACAAGAUUGAAGGGAAAGUUACUAUCUCUGGAGAAAAAAACUCAGAUUGGGUAUCUGAGACCAAAGUUAUCGUGGAAGGUGGUAUAUAUGUGGGUUUUUUACGUCCUGAUGGAUCAUUCACAAUAAGAGAUGUACCAGCAGGAUCUUACAUAGUAGAGGCUAUCUCACCAAACUAUUUAUUUGAACCAGUCAGAGUGGACAUAAGUGGCAGAGCAAAGGGGAAAAGUCGAGCUCGUAAAGUGAACUUUCUUCAGAAUUCUGCUGUAGUGCAGGUUGCUUAUCCAUUGAGAUUUAAAGCAAAGGCUCCAGCCCCGUUCUUUGAGAAACGAGAAACAUGGAAUAUUAAAGAUAUGUUGUUUAAUCCUAUGAUAAUCAUGAUGGUGCUUCCAUUAUUAUUGUUACUUGUUUUGCCAAAGCUGAUUUCUACAGCAGAUCCAGAAACACAAAAGGAAAUGCAGUCUUCAAUGAACAUGUUCAACCAAUCCAAAGAUUUACCAGAUAUCUCAGAUUGGUUUGCUAAGAAUCUAUCUGGUUUUACCAAGAAAAAAACAGCAUCAAAAGCACCAGUUAAAAAACCAUUAAUUGGACGCAAACGAUAGAACAGAAAUAAUCAAUCUGCAAUAACGUUACAUGGAAUAUAGAUUACAGCUACUAGAAGAUAAUGUUUCUACAUGAUUGUUCUAGAGUAAGACUAUAUAAUAAGCUGCAGUAUUAUUCAUACUAGUGCCAUUAGCAAUGGUGAAAUUUGUUUUUUUUCUUUUUUCUUUCUAAUAUCAUCUUUAUUUUGUAUUAUUUUUUUAUUUCAUUCAACAUUAAUUUUAAUGUCCAGGCCAUUUUGUAUGUAUUUUCAAGUAUUAGGCAGCUCCUGUGCUAUCCUUGAUUGGAAAUACAGCUAGAUUUUGUCAACAUCAAUAUUAGUUUAUCUAGUUGAACAUUCAUUAGUAUUCUGCUCACUAUUAUUUCUCUCAACUUUGUUCAAUCUGGUCUUGAUGCUACAGAUGAAGUUAGAUUAUUUUACUGUGUCAUUGGCGAUAUGAAGACGUAUGACAGUAUAUACCGUGUGUUAAAUUCAGUGUAUUCACUAGAUCCUCCAAACAGCUUAUAUUCCUCCACAUUGCUGCAAAAUUAGUGCAAUGUUUUGUAAUUUCCUUCACGUUAAUGGAUGUAUUGAAUACACUCUGGUGACUUUCGUAAACCCGUGAACAUUUAAUUAUAUCUUUAUUGUGCACGGUUUUCGUCUUGUAAAGAAGCACUUCAUACACUUUUUUCACGAAAUUUUGAAAACCAUUCUAAUGGCAAACAAAAUAGAAAUUAUAUGAUAUAGAAUUGACUUUUAUCGUGAAAGAGUAGUCCACUUUUCGUAUUACGUCUCAGUAGUUGCACACAAGAGAAUCAAAACUGUUGCCUUCAUUCAUAAAGUAUGCUUCAACUGAGGCGACAUUCACGACUUUCCAUAUUCGCGUUCAUUGACCACGAACAAAGCAGUGGACCAUUUGUUCAUGGUCACUGACAGUGUAUAGAAUGUUGUGAAUUAGGAAUUCCUCUAUGGGCAAAGAAAUAGUUGGUAGUACAUUCUAAAUCUAGUCUUGUUUUUCUUUUUUCAAAACGUUUGUGAGUAGACGCAUGAUUGGCAACACGAAAUCAUCAAUCUCGCAUUACGGUCACUAUCCCUGCCACUCUCCUGAUAGUAUAGACUAAGGCUUCGCAUAAUCGUAUCUACUAUUAUAUGUGAUUUGGACUCGGUGAUAAGAAUCAACUUGUUGUCAUUGUGUCUCUCUAAUCCUUAGUUUCUAUAAUCGAUUUUGCAUUCGAGUUCCUCAAGACUAUUACCAACAAUCCCAACCGUGCAUUUUUGGACGAUUGGCACGAUUACGCGAACACUAGGCCUAUAUGUGUAGAGUCUUGAAUUGGUGCGUUUUACAUUCUUGGCAAGUCGUAAUUCAGCGAUAGGCUUCAGUAGAGUGAUUUAUGCCAUUUUAUUAAGUAAAUCAAUACCUACAUUUUCUUUAAGUAAUUGUUAUAUUUUCUAUAUUGUUUCAAGGAGCUAAAUAAUCUAUAUAAUCUGCCGUCCAUUUUAGAAGUUGUCAAGGCAGUCUGAAUGAAGCCCACCAGCUGAGGUUUGCAGCUCAAUUUACGAUUAAAAAAUAUCAACUAAA